CUUUGUGUUUGCAUUUUGCAAUAUUUUAGACCUUUGGACCUUCUUUYACCACGAGAUUGAUAAGAAAACUCGACAAAAUUUGAGGUUCUGCUCCAACACGACUCGCCRAACAAGAUGGCAGCAACAUCACGACAUAUUCCUAUGGUUGUAAAAACAGCAAGGGAAAUAUUCAGGACUGGACGGUCAAGAGAAUAUGAAUUCCGUAAACAACAACUGCAAAGUCUUGUAGCAUUCUUUGAAAAUCAUGAAGAUGCUAUCCUUGAGGCUCUGCACAAAGAUCUUCACAAGCCACGCUUCGAGGGCCUUAUUGGAGAGGUAUUUAUGGUUAAAAAUGAUGCUGUAACAGCUCUUAACAACCUUGAGGAUUGGAUGAAACCAGAAUACACAGAAAAAGGUCUUCUCAACAAAAUGGAUACCUGUAUGAUUAGAAGUGAACCCCUGGGCGUGGCCCUCAUAAUAGGUGCAUGGAAUUACCCCAUUCAAGUGACUCUACUUCCACUUGUUGGUGCUAUUGCAGCAGGUAACUGUGCUGUCAUCAAGCCCUCUGAGGUUGCAUCGGCAACAGCUGAUCUUAUCAAGACACUCCUGCCCAAGUAUCUGGACGAGGUAAGGAAUUCAUGAUUGGUUGGAUGUAUGGAUUGAU
Molecule: messenger RNA, 643 nt
Organism: Exaiptasia diaphana
Lineage: Eukaryota; Metazoa; Cnidaria; Anthozoa; Actiniaria; Aiptasiidae
Product: aldehyde dehydrogenase family 3 member B1-like
Exons: 4
Coding region: 115-621 (168 amino acids)
Biological process (GO): aldehyde metabolic process
Cellular component (GO): cytoplasm
Molecular function (GO): aldehyde dehydrogenase (NAD+) activity
Source: RefSeq, a predicted model, not a curated record